Molecule: messenger RNA, 719 nt
Organism: Musca vetustissima
Lineage: Eukaryota; Metazoa; Arthropoda; Insecta; Diptera; Muscidae
Product: zinc finger CCHC domain-containing protein 10-like
Molecular function (GO): zinc ion binding; nucleic acid binding
Source: RefSeq, a predicted model, not a curated record
CAACACAGUAGCCAAUUGAAAAGCCGGCAAAAUUUACUCCCACAGACGUUUUCGUAGAUUAUUGAUUAUGACGCUGGUGGGGUUGGCGGCCAGAAAACUCUCCAUCAAGAAGAGAAAUGCCAAGUUAGCGGCAGCAUUUCCGAAUGGGGUGCGUUGUCAAAAAUGUUUGGAAUUUGGCCAUUGGUCCUAUGAAUGUAAGGAGAAACGUAAAUAUGUCCAUCGCACAUCACGGACGAAGCAAUUGAAAAAGAAAUUGCAUGAAAAAACUGCCGAGGGACAGGCGAACGGAUCGGUGUCAACGACCGGGGAGGUGGCCACCAGUGCGGCAAAAAGAAAGAAACACAAGCGACGUAAAUCUUCAUCAAGUUCAUCCAGUGAUUCGUCCUCUAGUUCGGACAGUGAAUCCGAUUCAUCGUCCGAUGGUGAAGAUGGCUCUGGCUCAUCUAGUUCGGGGUCAUCAAGUGAUUCCAGUUCUUCGUCCGACAGUGAAUCGUAUAGUUCAAGUGAAACUGGAGCUUCGGGUAGUUCCAGUUCGGAUAGUUCAUCAAGCAGUUCAGAGGAUGAGGACGAUGACACAGCGCCACCAAAGAAUAAGAAAUCGAAACAUUCAUCGGAUAGUUCUUCAGAGGCAUCAGACGCCGAUGCUGGCGAUCUUUAGGAACGAGUGCUUGAGAGAGAAGAUGGACUAUUAAGGAUGAAUUUAGAUUUGUAAUGAUGGG